Culex pipiens pallens (northern house mosquito) is the source of this 2798-nucleotide messenger RNA. RefSeq names its product beta-1,3-galactosyltransferase brn. NCBI's taxonomy places the organism in Eukaryota, Metazoa, Arthropoda, Insecta, Diptera, Culicidae. The record is from RefSeq and is a predicted model, not a curated record. Gene Ontology annotation, cellular component: membrane. The coding region runs from base 1169 to 2386 and encodes 405 amino acids. The transcript has 3 exons. Gene Ontology annotation, molecular function: UDP-glycosyltransferase activity; hexosyltransferase activity.
GAGAACUCGAGCCAAACAUUUCAUUAGGGCACAAAACCAAAACGUAAACAUUCGGGAUUAUUCCACUAUUCCAUUCAUUAGUACACUCCCUACAUGCCCUCCAAGAAUCAGAUUGAUAACAAACAAUUUCCUAUUGAAAAAAUCAAAAACACAAAAGGGCCCAUAACAAUGUUCACUCCGAACCAGAAAAAAAGUUCAAUUGUGCCCUUUUAUUUUUCGUUAGUUUUUCGUAGUUGAGGAACUUUCUAUGAUAUAAAGUGAACUUUUCAUACAUUCUUAACACUAAUUCACUUCAAAACAACGUUUGGUUUACGUUUCACCAAGGAUUUCUGCAGAAAAAAACUUCGUCGAAACACAAUAUUUAAUACGGUCCCGCGGAUGCUGUUCAGUGCACUUUUGAAGAAUUUUUAUGUUUCACAUGCCUUAUUCUCACCAUUCGAUCACAAAACAUCACUAAUUAACAUAAUGUUCCCUGAAUUCCUCAUUAUUUCUAACUGAACAAAAGGUCCCAUAAACAUCAUUCAAAACAACAAUCCGGUGACAGCGCUUUAGUGCCCUUUUAGUUCUCUUCGAAAUUGCAUUUAGAAAGGGCCCAUUAUGAACAGCAGUUGGAAAGCUAAAAGGGCCUAAUAACGAGAUUUUUUAAAAUUAUGAGUUUUAUUGUGAAAAUCAACUUAAAUUAAGAAGCAGUAAAGCAGAGUUGAGGAUAAUGAUGUGUUUUAUCGAAUCAUCAGUAAAAAUACCAUCAGUCAAGCUUAUUUUUUAAAUAGGAAUUGAAACAAGUUGUCCAUUUUUUGCAAGCGAUUUUCUCGAAUCGCGGUUUUUGCUUUUGUGCCCUAAUGAAAUGUUUGGCUCGAACUGUCAGAGAAAACUUUUUAAAAUUUUCAGACAAACAGGUUGUGAAUCACAGUGCGGUGCAGGAUUUUUGGUUUUCCGGGCGAGAUUUUCACUGAAUUUCAACGCUAAAUGGCAAUUUUGUUGUAAAUUAAGGUUAAGUUUGUGGUUUGUUGGAAUAGUUUGUUCAAAAAGUGCGACGAUUCAGUCAGAUAUGCGUGUUUUGCGGCUUUAGAGAGCACUAAUUAAAUUACCAAAAUUAUGUAAGGGAAAAGAGUGUUGUUAUUGAAGUUUGCAGCAUUUCACAACAAGUCCUUUAAAGAAAAAGGUCAGGAUGCUUCCCCGGAUCUGCAUCAAGUUCAAGCUCAAGUACGUGGCCUCGGCGGUGCUGGCCCUGCUCACGCUCGAGUACUUUGGCGCGUUCACGCACAUGUUCGAGGCGGAUUUCGAGCAAACGUUCAGCUAUCCCCUCGAGGGGGACAUCCUGUCGUACGUGUACCAGCUGCGGCAUGGCCAACGACCGGCGGUGGAACCGAUCAACGGGUACAACUACUCCUACAUCACCGACUGCCAGCACAAGUGCCGCGAGGACGACCGGAUGAUUGCGCCGCGGCUGGUCUUCAUCGUGAAAUCCGCCAUGGAGCACUUUGACCGCCGGGUUGCGAUCCGCAAGAGCUGGGGCUGGGAGAAGCGCUUUUCCGACGUGAAGAUCCGGACGGUUUUCGUGCUGGGACGGCCGGCGGUGCCGAACCGGAGACUGCAGUCGCUGAUUGAUUUGGAGUACGCCAACUAUCGGGACAUUGUCCAGGGUGACUUUGUCGACGCGUACUUUAACAACACGAUCAAAACCAUGAUGGGCUUCCGCUGGGCCGUCAGCUACUGUCCGCGUGCCAAGUUUUACAUGUUCGCCGACGACGACUUUUACGUGUCGUCGAAAAAUCUGCUCAAGUACGUCCGCAACCCGGUCAACUAUCCGGAGUACCUGGAGGAAACGGACGAAGCCCUGCGCAAGCUGGCCCGCCGCCUCAGCCAAACCACCGUCAACAACUCGAGCUCGAGCGACAAGAGCGUCGAAGAACCAGUCUCGAGCACGAACGGAACGAACCUCCAGCAACACCGGAGGAAGAAGCGACAAAUCCUCAACAUGGACAUGGAGCUGCCGAGCGACGUGAAGCUGUUUUCCGGGUUUGUGUUCCGGUCGGCGCCGCACCGCCAUCGCAGCAGCAAGUGGUACGUCUCGCUGGACGAGUACCCGUGGCACAUGUGGCCCACGUACGUGACGGCCGGGGCGUUCCUGGUGUCGCACGAGGCGCUGUUCGAGAUGUACUACGUCAGCAUGUACACGAAGCACUUUCGCUUCGACGACAUCUACCUCGGCAUCGUGGCGCUCAAGGCCGGCAUCGAGCCGCUCCACUCGGAGGAGUUUUACUUCCACAAGGCGCCCUUCCUCGGCCCGCAAAGCUACAAGUACGUGCUGGCCACCCACGGCUACGACAGCCCGGAGGAGCUGGUCAAGAUCUGGAACGAGGUGCGGGCCGCCGGUUAUGCCUAAGAAGAAUUGCAAGAAGUCAGGAAUUGAAGCGAGAUGAUCCCACUGAGAUAUGAAACGCUGGGCUAGCAAAUUGAUGCAUUUUUUUUCUGUGUUUUUUAGUCAACGACAUAUUUAGGGUGUAACGAACGCAAGUUUUUUGAUAGCAAGUUCUCUCUUAUCAGUAAAACAGACUUAAGAAAUAUCGGUAGCAGUGUAGAAUAGCGAGAACAUCGAUUUAGAGAGCUUUCUUCGAAACAAAAACGAGUCAGUUUUCAGACUUCCACUUAGACUGAUGUGUGAUAAAGGCGUCGCAGAACUAGAGAAGACAUUUUCGUAGGAACUUAAACUAAUAAUAUCAAACAAUUAACGAGCAUUUUUCAAUUUCACACCAAAACUAAGUAGAAUUUUUGUAUUUAUUCUCGAUUCAAAGUUG